AUGGCAGCCGAUAACGCAAAGUAUACUUCGUGUCCUGUUGACCUUCGUAUCAGCACGCGCCCAAACAAUGCCGAGGCAGUCCCUGGCUUGCUGAAGGAGGUUAUCGAAGGUGUUAACAGCCUACCUACUGGAACUGAUGAGGACCGCAAGAAUGUGUUAAUCAAGUGUCGAGCUUUAGUUGGAGCUCUGGAGACUCCUCGCGAGAUAAUGGUUGACCACUGUUGGGGACAGUUUGGUGCAAUUUCGGCUAUUGGGUUUGGCGUGGACUCGGGCUUAUGGGUGUUGAUGGCUCGAAAUGGCGACCAACCCCAGAAGGUUACCGAUCUGGCUGCGAGUCUUGGGGUCGAUCCCAGACUUCUCAGUCGUCUGAUGCGACAUAUCGGUGCUAUGGGACUCCUCAUCGAGGUCGGUGAUGAUGAGUACAGACCCACAAACUUUACUAAGGCGCUGAGCCUUCCUCAGAUUGGACAUGGGUAUCUUGGUUUUACCGCGUGCACUGGUGCAGGUACCUUGAAAUUCCACGAGUUUGCCCGCAAGCGGAACUGGGUGAAUCCGACAGACAAUCAGGACACAUCUCUGAUGUACGCCUAUGGUACCGAUAAGGAUAUAUUUUCUUUCGUGAAUGACUUGGGCUAUGGGAAACACCUGAAUGAUUACUUUGGGGGUUACAAUCUGGGUCGCCCAUGGUGGAUGGACCCUGGUGUCUAUCCUGUGAAGGAGAGGCUCAUCGAUGGGGCCGAUCCUAGCCCAGAUGCACCAUUCCUCGUGGACAUCGGUGGCAACGUGGGCCAUGAUUUGGAGAGGUUCCGCAGUCGUUUUCCGAACACCCCCGGGAAAUUAAUCGUUCAAGAUUUGCCUUUGAUGAUUCGCCAGAUCAAGGAUCUAGAUCCGGCUAUAGUCCGAAUGGAGUAUGACUUCCAUGAUGAACAACCCGUUAAAGGUGCCCGUGCCUAUUAUAUACACUCAACUCUGCACAACUGGUCAGACGAUGUAUGUGAAAUCGUACUUAAACGAGUGAAAGAGGCCAUGAAGCCUGGAUAUAGCAGACUAUUGAUCAACGAGAACGUUGUGCCAGACAUCGGUGCCCAUUGGGAGACCACGGGACUCGAUAUGAUGAUGCUAACCCUAUUCUCUGGCGAGGAGCGGACUAGCACAGCGUGGUAUGACCUGAUUGAGAGGAGGGCAGGUCUGAGAAUUGUGAAAAUUUGGGGCGCUGGAAAGGGGGUAGAGAGUGUGAUUGAGUGUGUCAAUGAGCGUUAG
This is a messenger RNA of Penicillium concentricum, 1260 nucleotides long. Its product is annotated as Winged helix-turn-helix transcription repressor DNA-binding. Gene Ontology annotation, molecular function: O-methyltransferase activity. The transcript is spliced from 5 exons. The coding region runs from base 1 to 1260 and encodes 419 amino acids. The record is from RefSeq and is a predicted model, not a curated record. Lineage: Eukaryota; Fungi; Ascomycota; Eurotiomycetes; Eurotiales; Aspergillaceae.